AAAAAGAAAAAGGAAAUCUUCCUAUCCUUUGGCUUUCAUUACACAGUAAUAGACUGGAAGAGAUGACUUCUUCUUCAAUUUGUUCAAUAUUAACCACACCCAAUUCUCUGCUUUCAUAUACCAAACUCAAACCCAUUCCCACUUCUAAUUCCCACUCUCCAAAACCUUCUUCUUUCAUUCCCAAAGCUUCUGUUUCCAAAGAAACAGUUUUGAAGUCUUUCAAUGAUAAAAAAGCACUCAAGAUCAUUUCAGGGUUGCAGAACUUUAACAAAGAUAAUGUUGCCUCUGUUGUUACUGCUGCUGAUAAGGGUGGAGCGACUCAUGUAGAUAUAGCUUGUGACCCGGAGUUGGUCAAGUUGGUCACCAGCUUGACUCGUCUCCCAGUUUGUGUCUCGUCUGUAGAUCCAUCUGCUUUUCUUGCUGCUGUAGAAGCUGGAGCUUCGAUGGUGGAAAUCGGAAACUAUGAUUCAUUUUAUGACGCGGGCAUAGUGUUUUCACCAGAACAGAUAUUGAACUUAACCAAGGAGACACGGAGAAUUCUUCCGCUGGUGACAUUAUCCGUCACUGUGCCCCAUACACUAAGCCUUCCUGACCAAGCCAAGCUGGCGGAGCUGUUGGAACAAGAAGGUGUUGACAUCAUUCAGACUGAAGGAGGAAAAUGCUCCAACCCAUCAAAUUCUGGUGUUCUUGGUUUAAUUGAAAAGGCGAGUCCAACGCUGGCAGCAGCAUAUUCGAUUUCACGGGCUGUUAAGAUCCCUGUGAUGUGUGCAUCUGGAUUAAGUGCAGUGACAGUUCCAAUGGCCAUCACAGCAGGGGCUGCAGGAGUGGGUGUUGGGUCAGCGAUUAACAAACUGAACGAUGUGGUUGCGAUGAUUGCGGAAGUCAGGAGCAUUGCUGAUUCACUAGGCUUGCCAAUGAACACAACAAGUGAACUAGAAAACAGAGCUUUGAGAUUGUAGGCAGUUGUUUAGUUUGAAAUAAAUAGGAUCUGUUGUUUUGACUUUUGACUUUCAAGAGUCAAACAUAUAAAUGAACCAUGAAACUUCAGCUUCUUGCUCAUAUUGAAGAUAUUAAUGCAAUAUGAACGUAAUUAGAA
This is a messenger RNA of Erigeron canadensis, 1096 nucleotides long. RefSeq lists its product as uncharacterized. NCBI's taxonomy places the organism in Eukaryota, Viridiplantae, Streptophyta, Magnoliopsida, Asterales, Asteraceae. The record is from RefSeq and is a predicted model, not a curated record. The transcript is spliced from 9 exons. The coding region runs from base 63 to 959 and encodes 298 amino acids.